Molecule: messenger RNA, 1364 nt
Organism: Microcebus murinus (gray mouse lemur)
Lineage: Eukaryota; Metazoa; Chordata; Mammalia; Primates; Cheirogaleidae
Gene: FNDC8
Product: fibronectin type III domain containing 8
Cellular component (GO): nucleus
Molecular function (GO): protein binding
Source: RefSeq, a predicted model, not a curated record
CGCCCAAACUAAGGGUGGGCUCGCUACCCCUAUAGUUUCUCUCUGCUUCCUGUCAGCUUGGUUGUCCUGCAUGGUGAUGGCUGUGGUCCCAAACAAACCAGAUGGCAUCAGAAGCAGUCUGUAAAGUGGGAGAUGGGGAAGAGGCCAUAGUGAAGAAAGAAAAGCUCAACGUCAUGAAUGUACUCAAUCAACUGCCAAAGCCCUUUCCAAACCCCAAGUCUAUGAACCGGACGGUCACCACCAAAGGACUCCCACUGCCUCCCAGAGGCAGUUUGGUUAAUUUCUUGGAGGAAGAUACCAUCAAUCUACCGAAGCCGAUGCCAAUGGUGGAUUCUGAAUGCAGCUCCGACGACACCACCAUCUCCCAGAUCUCAUCCACCUUGCUGAACCCCAUCAAACUGGCCGUCACCCAGCCCAACAGCAGCUUCUUUGCGGGGAUGCUGGAGGGGGAGCUGAACAGACUCAGCUUUUCCUCGAUGAUCAAGACAGAAAAGGGGGACCUGGCCCUCUGCCCACGCUCAUCUCAGUCCCAAAUGACCCCCAGGGGGCUGCUGGACCUUGACAACCCUGAGCUGGAUACAGACACCUCUUCGACACACUCAGAAUCCUCUGUGGUCAUGGAUGUGCCGGAGGCCCCCUUCAUCUGUGAACACACCGUCAGCGAUUCCACAGCCGUGGUUUCCUGGACCUAUGCCUUGGGCAAGCAGCAGGUCAGUUUCUACCAGGUCCUGUUACAGGAGGUGGCCCAGGAGAAAGAAGAUGGGUCACCCAAGGCAAAGAAUCGUCCGUGGAUCUUCAACAAGAUCUUGGGCACCACCGUCAAGCUGAUGGAGCUGAAGCCUAACACGUGCUACUGCCUCACCGUCCGCGCAGCCAACACAGCGGGGGUGGGCAAGUGGUGCAAGCCCUACAAAUUUGCAACCGUGGCCACUGACUUCAACAGCUUCCCCGAGAACAACCCCAUCCAGAUCACCGUGCAGCGCAAGGAACCCCAGCGGAAAACCGUGUGCAUGGGGCUGGAGGAGAUGCGGAGGCUAGAAGAUCUGGAAUACCUAUUUCCCUACUAAGAGGGAGAGCCCCAGGAAGCCCCUUACCUACCUUGAGCUUCGGCCCAGGGCCCUCAGGAACCAGCAGCAUGCUAGGGAACCGCUGACCACCCUGCCGGCCCAGGCCUGGCAGAGUGGUACUGGAACCCCACCCCUGGGCCGGGGCCAAGGUUGGACGGGGCCCCCAUUCACCUGGAGACAUCUCAGGCCCGUCCAGGCUCAGCCACUGCCCACACCUUCUAGGUUUCCUCCUUCCCCAGAUCUGGGCUGGGUCCAGGUCUCCCAUUAAAGCAGCGCAGGUCAUCCAGCAUCCCAAAA